GCUUUGCUGCUCAGGUCCUGCAGGCCCGGGUCCUUGACUUCCCUGAUUGUCCAUCUGGCUUGCAGUCUUCCUCUUUUUCUGCAGGCUUCUACCUUUCCUAGCAUCACUGACUUUCCCAAUGAUUCAUGCCUUCUCAUGAUGUGGCCAAAGUACGACAGCCUCAAUUUCAUCAAACUGAAGGAAUGAGGAAUAUGUAGUCUUGUGGAUGUUGCUGAAUUGCAAUUCUUCCAUCUCUCACCAUUUUGCUGUCUAGGAGUGAUGUAGUCGGCAACACCUUCCUGGCUACACACUUCCCACCUUUGUCAGAGGAGAUUGAAGGGAAGGAGAGGACCAUAACAUUUUUAAGGAGGCAGUGUGCAUGAAUCUGAGAUGAGAGAUAACAGCUGAAAAGUCCUUUUCUCAAUGCCGUUGUGCCUCCUUAAUAGGCAUGCAUAUUGACUCAAGUAUUUCUGAGAAGCUAAUGUGGAAAUACCACCACUUAGCUUAGACUCACUACCGAAAGGAUUUAUAUCUAUUCUUUUACAUCUAGCAAAACUCAGGAAAAAUACAGCUGUAUGUUAGGAAGGCAUUUAAAAGUAUGAAGAUGAGUAUAUGCCUUAAAUAUUCACAACCUGGACUCCACAUUGGGUUCCUUGUACAUUUAUUUAUUAAUCUAGAGUUAAAAAUUUGUGGCAUAUACAAUGUAAUGAAUAUGAAUUUAGUUUUGCACUACUGAAAGUAGUGCUGUGGAAUGCCUUUAAGUGAUGGCAUUGAUGCAAUUGCUAAUUCUAAUGAGAAUAAAACCCAGUGAAUUUCUGCGUGGUAAAGCAUUGUUUAUGUAAAUUACAUAGAUUCAAGGAGUCUACUCUAGUAGGAACUAGCAGUUGGAUUUAGGCCAUUGUGUUAAGCCUAAUCUAUCUUUUCUUCACCCUGCUUAAUGUAAUUUAUUCCUGCUGGACAAUGGACAAGGUUUUUGCUCAUUGGCAUUGCAUUUUUGGAAGCAGCAACUCUGAAAAGGCUGCUCUGUUUUGCAUGCGCAGGCUCAUGGAUUUAAUCCCUAGCAUCUCCUGUUCAAGGGAUUUCAAGUAGCAGUGUAGUGAAAGACAUCUGUCUUGGAGAGCUGCUGCCAGUUAAAGUAGUAGAUAGUACUCAGUUAUAUAGACUGGUAGUCUGGCUCAGUAUAAUAUAGCAUCGUAUGUUUGUCAUAUGCCAGUUUUGUUUGGCAUAAACUGUCACGGUCUUCAGCCCACAACUUCAGAUACAAAUGGGCUGCAGGCCAUGAAACCUUAUGCCUAUUAAAACUUGUUAUUCUUUAAGGUGCCACAAGAAUUUUCAUUGUUUUUGCAGCAAUAGCCUAACAUGGCCUUUCCUCUAAUAAUUAUAUGCAGAGAAACUGUGAUUGUCACUUCCUAGCAAAUAUACUGUAUGUGCAGCAGAAGACAUGUGUUUGCAGUUGUCAGGCUUUCAGAUAAACUUCUGUGAAAAAGCACAAAGUAAGCGCAGAGCACUGAAGCUGAAUUUUGCAAACCCACCUUUCAAAUCUACAGCACGAUUUACUUUGAACCCUGGAGUUCCUUUUCAGAAUCCACACAUUGAUACUCAAGCAACAAUGGGUAGUAAUCACAUUGCCCCGUUCACUUUCAAAAGGAGAGAAGCGGAGAUGAUCGUGAAACUUUCCAGCAGGCUACAAGAGAGACUGAGAACACACAGCAUUGAAUCAUCAGGAAAAUUGAAGAUUUCCCCUGAACAACAUUGGGAUUUUACUGCUGAGGACUUGAAAGACCUUGGAGAAAUUGGACGAGGCGCUUAUGGUUCUGUCAACAAAAUGGUCCACAAACCAAGUGGACAGAUUAUGGCUGUUAAAAGAAUUCGGUCAACGGUGGAUGAAAAGGAACAGAAGCAGCUUUUAAUGGAUUUGGACGUAGUCAUGCGAAGCAGUGACUGUCCAUAUAUUGUUCAGUUUUAUGGAGCGCUCUUUAGAGAGGGUGACUGUUGGAUCUGUAUGGAGCUUAUGUCUACCUCGUUUGAUAAAUUUUACAAAUAUGUAUAUAGUGUAUUAGAUGACAUUAUUCCAGAAGAAAUUCUAGGCAAAAUCACUUUAGCUACUGUGAAAGCACUAAACCACUUAAAAGAAAACUUGAAAAUCAUUCACAGAGAUAUUAAACCUUCCAAUAUUCUUCUGGAUAGAAAUGGAAAUAUUAAACUCUGUGAUUUCGGCAUCAGUGGACAACUUGUGGACUCCAUUGCCAAAACCAGAGAUGCUGGGUGCCGACCCUACAUGGCACCAGAGAGGAUAGACCCCAGUGCAUCCAGGCAAGGAUACGAUGUGCGCUCUGAUGUCUGGAGCUUGGGGAUUACAUUGUAUGAGCUGGCCACAGGGCGGUUUCCCUAUCCCAAAUGGAAUAGUGUAUUUGAUCAGCUGACACAAGUAGUCAAAGGAGAUCCACCACAGCUGAGUAACUCAGACGAACGGGAAUUCUCCCAAAGUUUUAUCAACUUUGUCAACUUGUGCCUUACAAAGGACGAGUCCAAACGGCCAAAGUAUAAGGAGCUUCUGAAACAUCCCUUCAUCUUAAUGUAUGAGGAGCGAACAGUAGAUGUUGCGUGCUAUGUUUGUAAAAUUCUGGAUCAAAUGCCAGCAACUCCCAGCUCUCCUAUGUAUGUUGAUUGAUACUGCUGCUACAUGAAAACUCUAGUACAAGUGCUGAGAGAAAACAAGAUGUACAGAAUCUUCACCCCCAUAUUGCAGUGUUUUAAUGCUCGUCCAGACACCAUGUGCAAUAAUGUUGGUGUUUUUCUUCCAUUCUGUCUGUAUAUUAUUAUCACUUAAAAAGUGCAUCCAUGUAAUAACUGAUCACACAGUGUUAGUGUCGGUCAAAGAGAGAUGUCAUUUUGCUCUUUUUGUGGACAUAUUCAUGAAAUGUGGAAAUAAGUAACAUUUUAUUUGUUGACCAUGAUUGGAUAAUACCUAAAGGUUCAUUUCUAGACUCAGAGACUUCUCAGCAGCUACUGGAAUGAUUUUAUUCCCUUGAACUCUUCCAAUUGUUACAGAUAAUUUAAAAGAAAGGAAGUUAGGCAUUGGGUCUGUCUGAUUCUGAACAUAAAGAAACUCUGCCUGGGGAAAAGAGGAACUUGUGCAGCCAAAUGGGUUACUUUUAACUUCUGGUGCCAGAAAAGGCAAAUGGGAUAAUAUAUAAAUAUAUAUAAAUAUAUAUAUAUUUUCUUCACAAAGUGCAAUAGAUUAAUUGAUUUGAAAUUCUGUUGCUUUUCAGUCACAGUGUAUGUUUUGAGGACAGUGUGGCUCAGCAGAACUUCAUGUUUUGGGGAGGUGGGGGCAGAAGAAGUGAUCAUGUAAAAUGGACUAUGUCUUUACCAAAAAAAAUAAAAUAAAAUACUGCAUUGAAAGAGGCUAACAAUUAGACUAAUGAGAGAUGGAGAAUACUGUAUUCUUUCAUUUUCCAAGCAAGCCAUUCUUUGACAGAUCUAGGUGUCCUGUAAAUUGUUACCUGGUAAGAUAAGACUUUGACCUGAGGAAUUAUUAAACUACUCAAUUGAAUUUAACUGGCUUAUGAUCCCUGAUUUCUAAUUAUGUAAUGCUUGUUAGCUGGCUAAACUUUUACAUUUGAAAGAGCACUGGACAACCUGAAGUUGUUAAGAGCUGUGUUACAUUAUUAAUCAGUAAAUAAUUCUAAAUCACUUCCAUGCACCAAAUGAUGUUCUCCAAAUGCAUAAGUUAGACUCUUCUCACAGAGCUAUUGGUGUGCUUUGGAUCUCUGCUUCAUAUCUGAUAAUUACUAUCAGAUCAAAGAAGUUUCCCCCAUUCCUUUCAGUUGUAUAGUUUGAUCCCCAGAACCACUGUAAUAAGGAUUUUAACUAUGUUUAAUAUCAUUUUGAGAUCCUCUAUCAAUGCUCAGUUUUUAUGAGAGUAGUUUCUAACAAAACAAUAAAUGAAAGUACUGGAAUGUUAAAUUCUUCAAAAGUAUGGGACAGAAAAGACAACUCUGGAGAUUAUAUUGUGAGAUCAAGGAGGAAAAUCUUGAAACGAUUAUUAGUAUUCAAGUCAUCCAGUGAGAAGUUGUCUUGCAACAGAAGGAAGGAAGUAGAAGUUGAAUUAGCCCAAAGCUAUUUGGAAUGCCAUAGGCAAUCCUUUUUACACACACAAGGCUAGGAUCCAAUCAGUUAAACAAGUGAAAAACCUCAUUGCUGUAUCCAGGUAACUUAGUAUUUAGUUUACCAAUUGGUUAAUAGGCUCUUACUGGGGAAAAAAAAUCCUGCAACAUGGUCAACGCCAAAAGUGAGAACGCUUCAGAAUGGAAACCAAUGGGGACUUUUUAAACCGAGUGUUUCUUCCUUGAAAUCCCCACAAAGGGAGGAUGCCCAUCCUUGUCCAGAGACUUCCAGCCUGUACAUGCCAAACUCCUGGUUGUUAUUCCUUAUCUCUGCCAAAAAAAAUUGGAUAGGUUUCAUACCUGUGUCUAUUUUCUCAUUCAGUCCUAAUGUAUUUAAGCAGAGGACUUCCAUUCAGCCAACCAGGAAAUGGAGGUAGCUUCCCAUUCAGGCUCAGUGGAUGACCAAGACAAAAAACGGACAGUUCUAGCAUCAUCAUAGAUUGUUAUAAUAUACUCUUAAGGGUGCAACAUUUAUAUUACAGUGUAUGUUUAUAAAGAUGUAUAGUGUUCAGAAGCUGUGAAAAUAGUGUAAGAACUGUACAUUGUGAGCUCUGGUUAAUUUUUUUUCUUGUACCAUAGAUAAAAUGUAUAAAAGUUUAUUGAGAAGCUGAUGUGCAGGGAUAUUGCCUUAUCAUCUGUAAGUAAAAUGGAGUUUGACAACUUGA
Molecule: messenger RNA, 4813 nt
Organism: Sceloporus undulatus (fence lizard)
Lineage: Eukaryota; Metazoa; Chordata; Lepidosauria; Squamata; Phrynosomatidae
Gene: MAP2K4
Product: mitogen-activated protein kinase kinase 4
Exons: 14
Coding region: 1421-2650 (409 amino acids)
Biological process (GO): protein phosphorylation; MAPK cascade
Molecular function (GO): ATP binding; JUN kinase kinase activity
Source: RefSeq, a predicted model, not a curated record